CAGACGAUAAGCAAAUGGAAAUGAUAAAGAAAGCUAUGGCAGAAUAUGAAUCAAAAACUUGCAUCCGUUUUGUCGAGAAGGAAGAAGACGAUAAAGAUUUUGUCCUCAUCUUCGCUGGCAGAGGGUGCUAUUCCAAGGUUGGUAGAACAGGAGGAAUCCAAGUCCUUUCUUUCUCAAAAGGCUGCUUUCAACAUCCUACACUUGUGCAUGAAUUGGGACACACCAUUGGCUUCUUUCAUGAACACACUCGUUCCGAUAGAGACGACUACCUAAAUAUUCACUGGAGCGCAAUCAUGGAUAGUGCUAAAGAUCAAUUUUAUAAACUAAGCCCCUCUGAAAACAGACUCUUGGACACUUUCGACUAUGACUCUAUAAUGCUCUACGGAGAAAGAACUUUCUCAAAGGAUGGUUGGACAAAGACCAUGACAGCUAAAGAAAGAGGAAGAAAACUUGUGGAUGUUUAUGACAAAAAAGGACUCAGUAACAGCGAUAUAAGAAGAAUUAAAAAACUUUAUGAAUGCAAAUGAUUGGAAGAAAUAAAAAUUCGUAUCUUGAUAAUAAUACUGUUAAAUCCCUUAUUAAAUGUGAAUUAUAAAAAAUAAAAAUUUUUGAUGAAUUGGAAAA
Messenger RNA from Stegodyphus dumicola, 624 nucleotides. RefSeq names its product astacin-like metalloprotease toxin 5. The record is from RefSeq and is a predicted model, not a curated record. Gene Ontology annotation, biological process: proteolysis. Lineage: Eukaryota; Metazoa; Arthropoda; Arachnida; Araneae; Eresidae. Gene Ontology annotation, molecular function: zinc ion binding; metalloendopeptidase activity.